Messenger RNA from Westerdykella ornata, 2308 nucleotides. Its product is annotated as palmitoyltransferase erf2. Gene Ontology annotation, cellular component: endoplasmic reticulum; Golgi apparatus. The record is from RefSeq and is a predicted model, not a curated record. The coding region runs from base 324 to 2273 and encodes 649 amino acids. Gene Ontology annotation, biological process: protein targeting to membrane; peptidyl-L-cysteine S-palmitoylation. Gene Ontology annotation, molecular function: protein-cysteine S-palmitoyltransferase activity. The transcript is spliced from 3 exons. Lineage: Eukaryota; Fungi; Ascomycota; Dothideomycetes; Pleosporales; Sporormiaceae.
CGACGACACUUAUCAAGCACCCAGGCGUACCGUGCCGCCUUCACCUCCGUCGCGUUGGCGCGCAUGCCCUCCCAUCAUCUGCUCGACGCUUAGUUACAGAGUUCAUUUCUCGCCGCUCCUUCCGUUCUCUUCGUUGCUUUGAUAAUCUCCCCAAGGGGGCUAUCAACUUACUUUUUCCCCACGCGUCACUUCACACGACCCCUCGCCCACCAUUCGUGCCGUUUCGAAACCACCAUUCGCAUUAACAAUCUCGGGACCAAUGUCAUGCAUCGGGGCCUAAUGAAACUCUCGCCACAUAAACUUCAACAUCUCGCUCUUUCACAAUGACAGUGUCAGACGAACCUUCCCCGCCCCAGUCCGCUGCCGACAACGGCCACAGCAACACAGCAGGAGCCCAGCAGGCAAAUCCACAGCGUCGAAUCUCAUCUGGAAGCCGCGUUGCAGGUAUCACCGGGCCUGUGGGAGAACCGGGGCUUCCACCUUCACGGCCCUUGUCCAUCGCCACUACACAAUCAGGAAACCAACGACGGUGGUCGCAGGCGCAAUCCUCACCGCGCAGGGGAGGAAACAUGCAGAGCGUGGUAGGAGCAUCUAGUGUUUCCGGCAGUAUGGGGGGACACAGCCGGCCGACGACAUCUGCAAGUAGGACACAUGUCCCCCUUGCUGCAGCCGGCUUCUUUCGUCCCAUGAGCUCCCAACGCCUGCAACAACAGCGGAAUCAGCGACCCACUUCGCUACUUGGACACAGCCAGCUAUAUGCGGACGCAACCAACGAUUUUGGAAGCAAUCCAUACCGGCAGAGUGUUGGGUCAAACAGCACCACAAGGGGCGUGCUCCCAGUCGGACUCCACCACGACCCGGACCAUCCACCACCCUCACGUGGUACAGAUGUGACGGAUCGUGACCUUCCGGAUAGAACAACUGCAAACACAACUCCUACCGGGGCCGAGACGGUGCGCAGCAGGGGAGAGAGUAUCACUCCUCUCCAGAGACCCCGCCCACAACACCUAGACCUGUCUCAGACACACAACGAUUCCGCAAGACUCCCGACGCCCGGGAAAUCUCCCCGCUCUUUCAAAUCCAGCUUCAAAUUGCCCAGUCGCGAAGGCCGAAGUUCACGCAGGAACUCGCAAAUGCGGCACUUGGAAGGUCAUGAAAAGCUCGAGUCGGCGGAAUCGACACCUCGGAUAGCACGAAAGGAGGCCGUCAAAGAUGCUGUUAAGAAGGAGUUGGGGAAGAACUACGAAUAUUUUACCGGAAACACUGUCUUCUGCUGGGGUGGAAGACUCCAAAACACCCGAGAGCGGCCUGUGAAUAUCGCCACUGCGCUCUUCAUACUGCUCCCUGCAGGACUUUUCUUUGGUUUCUCAGCACCAUGGCUAUGGCUUCAUGUCUCACCAGCGAUACCCAUACUCUUCGCAUAUCUCCUUUUAGUCUGUAUUUCUUCAUUUUUGCAUGCUUCCACUACGGAUCCGGGAAUUCUUCCUCGAAAUCUACAUCCCUUCCCACCCCCUAAUCCUAAUGAGGACCCUCUUAGCAUAGGUCCUCCAACUGCGGACUGGAUUUCGGUCGUAUCAGCCGCGAAACCCAGUGUGUGUAUGGAGGUACCUACCAAAUAUUGCAAGAGCUGCAAUAUCUGGCGGCCUCCUCGAGCCCACCAUUGCCGCAACUGCGACAACUGCGUCGAGACGCAGGAUCAUCAUUGUGUCUGGCUCAACAACUGUGUUGGGCGCCGCAACUACCGUUACUUUUUCGUCUUCGUAUCGACUGCGACGAUGCUUGCUCUGUUCUUGCUGGGAGCCAGCCUGGCCCACCUGCUUGUUUGGAGGCGGCAAAAUAAUGCGACCUUUGGAGACGCGAUCAACAAGUGGCGUGUUCCGUUCGCCAUGGUCAUCUAUGGUUUCCUCGCGUUCCCGUAUGUGUUGAGCUUGGCUGGCUACCAUCUUUUCUUGAUGGCUCGCGGCGAAACGACGCGAGAAUAUCUCAAUUCGCACAAAUUUCUCAAGAAAGACAGGCACAGACCUUUUACGCAGGGCUCUUUCUGGAAGAAUUGGCUUGUUGUCUUAUUGAGACCUCGGGGCCCCACGUAUCUGCAUUUCAAGAAGCAGUACGAAGAAGGCGACCAGAGGUUCGGAGAACGCAGAGGAAAGCGGACUGCGCCUCUUACGAAGGAACAACCAGGUGGUGGCAUGGAGAUGCAAGAUGUCCACCCUGCUCCAGCAUUUUCUGUAUCUAGACCUGUGCACCGCGAGACCCCUCCUACAAUGAGCUAGAUAUCAUUCUGUAAACCAAGAAUAUUUACUUUAAU